Molecule: messenger RNA, 2814 nt
Organism: Penicillium canariense
Lineage: Eukaryota; Fungi; Ascomycota; Eurotiomycetes; Eurotiales; Aspergillaceae
Product: putative PHD finger and SET domain protein
Exons: 1
Coding region: 1-2814 (937 amino acids)
Molecular function (GO): protein binding
Source: RefSeq, a predicted model, not a curated record
AUGACAGAUACCUCCUCCCUCGCCAUCACGCACGCCACCACGGAUCCGUAUCCGGUCCCCGUUCCUGCUCCUCUGGGAUCCCCCAUCGCCAACGGGGCGAUUUCUGACUCGGUCGCGCCUGACGAAGAAGAACCGUACACCAUCAAAUGUAUCUGCUCGUUUAACGAAGAUGAUGGCAGCACGGUUUUCUGCGAAGGGUGUGAGACGUGGCAGCACAUCGUCUGCUAUUACCCGGACAAGCGGGUGCCAGAUGUGCAUAACUGCGUCGACUGUGAGCCUCGCCCGUUGGAUGCCCGGCGCGCUGCUGAGCGUCAGCGCCAACGGCGGAUCCGAGAACAGAGCGAGGACGGUGACCGGAAGAAGCGAUCCAGUGGAAAAUCCCAGAAGAAGAAGAUCCGGGAUGGCGAUGUGAAUGGAUUUGGUCAUCAGCGAAGCGAGUCGGGGGGGCGCGAUCAACCCCUAACCAAGAAGACCAAGACUAGUCACCGGUCUUCUGCAUCCAUUAGUGCCCUUGCGGGUACUCCGGCCCUCCCCGCGGAGACCCGAAAACGCCGUUCGUCUACCUCCGUGGCCCCCAGUCCUACUAAACCUCCCGUUCCUUUCAUUCCUCUCUACUCCAACGAAUUCCUCCACCUUUAUGACCAUGAUGAUGAACGAGUCGACAUGGACAGCAAUUUGUUUGUCAAUGUCAGCCUCGUGGGAGAUACCGCGUCCUGGGUGAAGGACCCAGAGGCCCUCUCAAGGGUCACUAACGGCGGGGCUGAGAGUACCUUCAACUGGUCCGACGCCGCCCUGGACAAAUCUGGCUGGCCCGCUUUGACCACCGAGACCAUCACGGAUUCCAGUGUUGAGAUUGGUGGUAAGCAUCCCACCUGGAAAGUUGUUAAGACUCAGGAUGCCGUGCAAAAAGAUCAUGUCGUUGGAGAAAUCACAGGCAAAGUAGGCAUUUUUGAUGACUACUGUCUGGAUCCGAAUAAUCGCUGGCCCGAACUGCGACACCCCGAACCCUUCGUUUUCUUCAGCUCCCACCUCCCACUCUACAUUGACAGCCGCCACGAAGGGAAUGUCCUCCGAUACACCCGUCGGUCAUGCCGUCCCAACGUGACCAUGAAGAUCUUCAUCACCAAUGCUGUGGAGUACCACUUUUGCUUUGUGGCGAAGGAGGACAUUCCCGCUAACUCCGAAAUCACGAUUAUGUGGUAUUUGGAUUCACAAUUCUUCGAGUCGUCAAACGGCUUGGUCAAGCAAGAAGAUAGUGCGACGGAGGCUGCUGCCAAUUGUAUUAGCAACACCCUCGCGAACUUUGGUGGUUGUGCAUGCGACCUACCCAACUGUCUGCUGGCCAGCUUAGACCGUCGGCGGACUUCAAGGUUGUUCGAGUCCUCCAAACAACUGAACGGCAAGCGAAAGAAGGUCAAGACGAAGUCAGUUGCAUCGCCCCUCGAUCCGGGCCGUGCAUCUAUCAGCCGUGCUGGGAGCGAGACCACAAAGCACCCGGAAGAAGACGACGGAGCUGCUGACAGCCGCUCCACUUCCGGCUCUGCGCGUGGUCGGCCUCAUAGUCGCGAUCUCAGCCCUGCCGUCACUGGGCUAUCUGAACUGUCCAGCCGCGAAAAGCGCAAAAUUGCAGACGCUGAAAAACAAUUCCAGCAACUGGAACAGCAAGAUCACCGGCCAACGAUUCAGCGGAAAAAGAAGCGAGUUAGUGGUCCGUUGGCACAGUCGCCUGCGACUGUGUCGACUGCCACUCAGGCGGGGUAUUUCGGGGCUCAGCGCGGCUCAACCAAAUCACUCCACCUUGAUACCGCCGGCCAUUCUCGCUCUCCCACCACCAUGUCGCCUGCACCUACUCCUGCCGGUCGCCAUGGAUCACCUCGCAAGACCUCUGGUUCCAGCACUCCGUUCACUCGCUCUCCGCUCACCCGUCCCACAUAUGUCGAUGUGUCCAUUCAGUGCGAUAUGGACGAAGUAGAGUAUGAGGCAGCCCGCAACGCUUCACCACGUCCUCGCACUCAUUUCGUCCCAAGAACGGUCCGAAUUCUGGAGCGGUUCAAAGCUGAUCGUCUUCGGGCUCAGGAAGUUGCGCGACAGCAGCUGUCCUCGGCUGGCUCAGACUCUGUGGCGACUGCUGGGUCCUCAUCCCCCGCUUUCGUCCACUCUCCAAUCGCCAAACAAGAAAAGGCUGACGUCUUGAUGUCCGAUGCGGAUCCUUCGCAGCCCACUUCCGAGCCACCUGUACAGGGUGACGUGGAGAUGCAGGAAACAGUAGGAGCUACGGCGUCUGACUUUGUUCAGACAGACAUAAGCAAGCCGGUGAUCCCACCUCCAUGGCCAUCUACAGCUGCGCACAAUAUUCGGCUUCCUGGAACACCCGAACGUGCCAACCUCCGCCUAUCUAUGCCUCCACCCAGCAUUCCUACCAUCUCCUCCGCCGUCAGCCCUGUUUCUGCGUCUACUGCAAGCCUCGCUUCUCCCAUCACUCACGACAUAUCCCCGCACACCACUGUCCCUCAUACUGGCGCCAGUGUACCUACUCCAACUCCGGCCAAAAAGAAACUUAGUCUUGGUGAUUACUUGAUUCGUCGAGGUACCCUGACUACUACACCAACUUCUGAGAAGACCCAGGCUCAAUCCAGCGCUGUCCCUGCCGCGCAGAAAUCACCAUCCUCCCCUACGGCAGCCGGUGUGGAUAAAGCCCAGACUCCCACCAAGACAUCUCCGGAUGGCCCGUCAGAGACUCUGGGCUCCCCUGAUGUGGCUAUGAAAGACGCGCCAGAACCAACCCAGCCACACAUCCCCUCCGUUUCUUCGUGA